UGUCGGAGUUGACGUGAGCGCGCUUUUCACACAGAACAGGAACCGAAGUGAAGAAACAGAGCGGUCUGUUGAUUAUUAAUAUUAAUAUUAAUAAUAAUAAAGACCAGAAACUUUAGUGGUGAGGUUUUAUCUUGGGUUUGGACAUGGUGGGAAACGAGGCGGGGAGGAGGAGGAUUGUGUUUCUUGUACUCUGGACUUGGAUGAAACUAAGAGCGAUGGAGAAGAAGUAGAAGAAGAAGAAGAAAGACGAAGAAGAAGAAGAAUAAGGAAGCUAAGCGUUUUUAGCUAACUAACUAAACUAACUAACUUGUGUUUAGUAGAGUGCUCGCUUGUUAUAUUUCGAAUUCCAGGCGUUUAACUUCGUAAAAAAAAAAAAAAUCUCAGAUUUUCCCCUGUUUAUUUAAACACCAGGCUGUGUGUGUGUGUGUGUGUGUUUGAGCGAGCGCCUUAGCGGUCGCUAGUUAGUGUGUUAGUGUUGUUAAGCAGCUAGCCCGCUAGCUAACAACAUUGCGGCGGCUAACAUGGAGGAAGAGGUGCAUGUGUGUGUCGGUACCAUCGCAGCGCUCUUAUAUAAUCAUCAUCCCAAACUCAAAUGCAGCUCGGAAGCGCUUUAGACGCAGAAAUGUGGACGUGGAUCGAUUAAGUGCUGAAAUCAAACAGGAAUCAACGCAGACAUGGAGUCCAACCCUCUCAUAAGUGCCAUGGACCCGUCCAUCACGUUGUGGCAGUUCCUGCUGCAUCUCCUGGACGACCAGAACCAGCGGCACUUGAUCUCCUGGACGUCGAACGAUGGCGAGUUUAAGCUGCUGGAUGCAGAGGAGGUGGCGCGCCUCUGGGGGCUGCGCAAGAACAAAACCAACAUGAACUACGACAAGCUGAGUCGCGCGCUACGCUACUACUACGACAAGAACAUCAUAAAAAAAGUAAGCGGCCAGAAGUUCGUCUACAAGUUCGUGACCUUCCCCGACCCUAACUCGGCCGAUGGCCUCAGAAGCCCAGAGGAUGCCCAGCGGCUCGUCGGAGGAGGUGAGAAAGCGGAGACGCCUGUCCAAUCCAAGGCAGCGGGGGGUGCUGGCGCCACUGUGUCCUCCCUGUCCAAGAGCCUGCAACCUCAGCGCUCAUCUCCUAGCUCAGUGCAGCGCAGCUCCCGCAACGACUACAUGAAGUCUGGGCUUUACUCCACCUUCACCAUCCAGUCCCUGCAGACGCCCUGCAAGAGCAACAGCAAAGCUGUGAAAACGGAGCUGCCCGUGGAGAGUGCGCCAAAACUCGGCAGCAUCGAGCGACCGCUGCAGGAGACGCGCGUAUGUCAGACGGAAGCUCAGCAGGCGGCAGCGGUCACACCGUCUCCAGUGGACAGCGGCGGUCUGCAGGUGAUAGUGACACAACCUUCACCCUGCGCUACUCCCGCCCUCAGCCCACAGACGCCCUCUGCCUCUACCGCUACCCCUACGAACGGCCAGCAGCAGAAGACCCAGGGUCUCAACGAUCCCCCUCAGAUCUACCUGACGAGCGUGUCUGACCCCAGCUCCCUGACUUCGCUGAUCCAGGUAGCCGGGAGCGACUGCGUGGUCAGCUCUCAGCAGGGCCACCCCGUGUUUGUGGUCAUAAAACCUUCGUCUGUCGGUGAAGCCAAAGAACCGAACAUGGCUUCUGGCGAAGACCUGCUGGACAUCGUGGACCUGGACGUUAAACCCGAAGCCGAGACGGUCCCUGUAUCCACUCCAGUGGUUACCGAGACUCCGGUGUCUGUUGAUGCUUCGCCACCCUCCUGCCCGGAGCCCGCAGUACCGGCGGAGGUAGAAUCGGAGCAGAAUGACGACCCUCAGCCAUCUGUGGAGGACACGGACACCACCGGAGCAGCAGCAGCUACGCAACCAGCCUCCGCUCAGGAAGUGCAGCCGCCUAAAUCCAAGAAGCCUCGCGUGCUCGAGCUUCCCUCGUCUCCUUCGCUGUUCCCUCCCGGCCUCUCUCUGGAUAAAGUCAGCGCCGCGGUGAACAGCCUGCUGGCCCCAGGCAACACCACGAACACCCUCACACCCACCGUCAUCACCUCUCACGCCUUGACGCCGGUGUUGUUGACGCCGAGUCCCCUCCCGUCCACCAUCCACUUCUGGAGCACGCUGAGUCCCAUCGCCCCACACAGUCCUGCCAAGCUCUCCUUCCAGUUCCCCUCUAACGGGAGUAAUCAGAUCCACAUCCCGGCGCUCAGCGUGGACGGACUGUCUACUCCCGUCGUCCUGUCCCCGGGCCCUCAGAAACCGUAAACGUCCCAUUCCUCACAGGCCCUCGACUAGACGGAGGCGGGGACGACACCCAGCCAGCAAUCUACACAACGAGUCCUGGAAUAUCCUCUGGAGCGGGAUGAGAUUCCAACUUCAGGCUGGCUGAAACCGGAACGUGUAUCUUUCAGACUAAAAGGUGCCAUUUUAUAGACCAGUUUUCAUGAUCUCUUCUUUCACAUCCUUACCGUUCUGUACAUUAUUUAUUUUUUUGGGAUGUCUCAUCGGAAAAGAUAUUUUGGUGCGUAUUUUAGUUCCAUUUUCAAGGAUUUUUUUGGGAGGAUGCACCUUUUUUUAAGGUUUUUCCUCACUAGUUCUGAGACGAAGCAUCGAGAAGCAGACUUCGCUUCUUCAUUUUGUUUCCAAGGACGUUAUGCUGAAAUAUAUCAAACAACAACCAGAUGGCAGUAAAGACAUACUUUUUU
Messenger RNA from Clarias gariepinus (North African catfish), 2707 nucleotides. RefSeq names its product ETS transcription factor ELK1 (gene elk1). The transcript is spliced from 9 exons. The record is from RefSeq and is a predicted model, not a curated record. NCBI's taxonomy places the organism in Eukaryota, Metazoa, Chordata, Actinopteri, Siluriformes, Clariidae. Gene Ontology annotation, molecular function: sequence-specific DNA binding; DNA-binding transcription factor activity, RNA polymerase II-specific. The coding region runs from base 675 to 2267 and encodes 530 amino acids. Gene Ontology annotation, biological process: cell differentiation; regulation of transcription by RNA polymerase II. Gene Ontology annotation, cellular component: nucleus.